Molecule: messenger RNA, 306 nt
Organism: Suillus discolor
Lineage: Eukaryota; Fungi; Basidiomycota; Agaricomycetes; Boletales; Suillaceae
Exons: 1
Molecular function (GO): ATP binding; nucleic acid binding
Source: RefSeq, a predicted model, not a curated record
UUAUCACUUGCUGCUCGAGACGCGAUUGAAAAUCUCCCAACAGACUUUACAAGUGCCCUUUCAAUGGCACAACACCAGCAAGUUCUCGAGGCCUUCUCACAACUCAAUUUUAUUUCCAAAGGAUCACAACAUCCGAAAUUGUUCCAGCUCAGAUGCCUUAUAUCAUUACUUUCUGCAAGACACAUUGUACUUCGAGCUGCAACAGGCUCCGGAAAGACCCUCACAAUGAUUCUGCCUUUACUUCUUUCACCGGACAAAACAGCCAUCACCAUCACACCUUUGAAACUGCUGCAGCGUGAUCACGUA